This is a messenger RNA of Erythranthe guttata (spotted monkey flower), 2907 nucleotides long. NCBI's taxonomy places the organism in Eukaryota, Viridiplantae, Streptophyta, Magnoliopsida, Lamiales, Phrymaceae. The record is from RefSeq and is a predicted model, not a curated record.
UUAACAAAAUAAACAUUCAAACGAACUUUCUUGAUCGAAUCCAUUCUCAUCUCAGCAAGUCAAUUCACAGAGGAAAAGACCAAAAUGCAGGCCAUUUUUUUUAUUCACGAACUCCCCAUCUCUCUCUCUCUCUAGAUGUUGUUUCUUUCUCACUCUAAAAAAAAAAGAGAGUUGAAUAAUCUUCCAAUCAACUCUUCUCUGUCUCAUCAUCGGACAAAGAUCCACUUUGGUUUUGCCUCCCCCCAUUUUCAGUAAGAGAUGAGCAGAGGGAGGAAUAAUACCAAGUUCACAUUUAUACUUUUUAUUAUUAUUAAUAUUAUUAUUAUUACACCGUCGAGUACUUUCCUCCGGUUCGUACAGUGCCAGCUGCCCGGCGAGCUAAGUCCGCCGCAGCUGCCGAGCCCCGCCUCCCUCGAUCUCCUCACUGAAAUUGCUUACACCCGCCUCGAAAAUCUCACCUACAAUCUCCUCUCCACUAAAUUCGUCCAAGAUUACAGCUUUUGCAUUCAGGACCCGCAAGCUGAAUGGAAUGCAGCUUUCAAUUACUCUUCAGAUGUGAGUUUCUUGACUGCUUGCAUGGUCAAAACCGGAGAUGUUACUCAAAGAUUGUGUACAGCAGCAGAAGUUGCUAUAUAUCUCGAUAACUUGCAAAGAGGGGGUGGUUACCUAAAACCCAAUCGGAACUGUAAUUCGUCGGGUUGGGUUUCGGGCUGUGAGCCCGGUUGGGCAUGUCGAACCGAUACCGAAGAGCCCGUCGACCUAAAAAACUCACACUAUAUACCUCCAAGAGGAUCUAAUUGUGCCUCGUGUUGCGAAGGGUUUUUUUGUCCGUACGGUAUUACUUGCAUGAUACCAUGCCCGUUGGGUUCGUACUGCCCACUCGCUUCACUCAACAACAAUACAGGACGAUGCGAACCAUAUGCUUACCAACUGCCAGCUGGGCUGCCAGAUCAUACUUGUGGCGGUGCAAAUAUUUGGGCAGAUGCUCGAACGAACACUGAUGUUUUUUGCUCUGCUGGUUCGUAUUGUCCGACGAGUACCGAGAGACAACCUUGUAGUAGUGGGAAUUACUGUCCGAUGGGAUCUACAGAUGAAAAGCGAUGCUUCAAGUUGACUACAUGCGAUCCUAAAACGGAAAGUCAAAACAUUCAUGCGUAUGGAGUUAUGCUCAUCGCUGCAUUAAGUACCCUUUUGGUAAUUAUAUACAACUGUUCCGACCAAAUCAUUACAACCCGCGAAAGGAGGUACGCCAAAUCAAGAGAAGCAGCCGUAAGAACCGUGCGUGAAAAGACGCAAGCACGCGCCAGGUGGCGCUCCGCUAAGGAAGCCGCCAAGAAACAAGCCAUGCAAUUAUCCUCCCAAUUUUCCGGCAGAUUUUCCAAGCGGUCCCCAUCGGAUUUAGACAUGGCCAAAAUUUUGAACCGAACGGAAAUCGAGGAAACACCAACACACGAUUCAAAAAGAACAGAGCUCGGUCAUCAUUUGGACAUCGCAUACACAAAAGACGACGAUCAAAUCAGCGUCGCCUCUUCCGAUUAUUCCGAGCCCGCGAAGAGAAACACCAAAAAGAAUAAAAACACGAAAGAAAAAGAAAAAGAUAUCAACACGCACAGUCAGAUAUUCAAGUACGCGUACUCGCAGCUCGAGAAAGAGAAAGCGCAACAGCAGCAAAACAAGAACCUAACUUUUUCCGGCGUAAUUUCAAUGGCUACCGAUAAAGACACGAAGAAAAGGCCUCUGAUCGAAAUCGAUUUCCGGGACUUAACCGUCACUUUAAAAGGCAAGCGUAGGACCAUUUUGAGGUCCGUUAAUGGGAAAAUAAAACCGGGCCGAAUCACGGCUAUUAUGGGCCCGUCUGGUGCUGGAAAAACGACAUUUCUUUCUGCUAUAGCUGGAAAAGCCGUCGGAUGCACUGUGAACGGCACUAUUUUAAUUAACGGGAAAUCGGUUUCGAUUCACUCAUACAGAAAAAUCAUCGGUUUUGUUCCGCAAGACGAUAUCGUGCAUGGCAACUUGACCGUGGAGGAGAAUUUAUGGUUUAGUGCUAGGUGCAGACUAUCUGCAGAUUUACCGAAACCGGACAAGGUUCUUGUAGUCGAAAGGGUGAUCGACUCGUUAGGGUUACAGACAAUACGAGGAUCGGUAGUUGGAACUGUUGAGAAGAGAGGUAUUUCUGGCGGACAAAGGAAACGAGUGAAUGUCGGAAUCGAGUUAGUUAUGGAACCUUCGUUGUUGUUCUUAGACGAACCUACGUCUGGUUUGGACAGCUCGUCUUCGCAGCUACUUCUUAGAUCGCUUAGAAGAGAAGCUCUCGAAGGUGUAAAUAUCUGCAUGGUUGUCCAUCAACCGAGCUACGCAUUGUUCCAAAUGUUCGACGAUUUGAUACUUCUAGCAAAAGGAGGCUUAACAGUCUACCACGGGCCCGCAAAAAAAGUCGAAGAGUACUUCACAAGUCUUGGCAUAAACGUCCCUGACCGAGUCAACCCUCCCGAUUAUUUUAUCGAUAUCUUGGAGGGAAUGAUUAAGACAAGCUCGAGCUCGGGUGUGAGCUAUACAGAACUUCCGGUUAGAUGGAUGAUGCAUAACGGCUAUCCUAUUCCACACGAUAUGAGAAUUAACACCGAAGAAUCUCUUACGCCUACAGUUAAUAUUGAUAACGAAAAUGCCGAUGAUCGUGUUUUUUCUGAUUCUGCUGCUGAGGAAAAAUCGUUUGCUGGAGAAGUUUGGCAAGAUGUUAAAGCUAACGUGGAGAAGAAACGCGAUCGGAUAAGGCAUAAUUUUCUCAGGCCGACUGAUUUGUCGUAUCGGAGAACUCCCAACGUUUUCUUGCAGUACAAAUAUUUUCUUGGAAGGUACUUUCUUUGUCUCGUAAUAUGUGCCGUUUAAGUUUUUUAUGCACGUACUUCG